Molecule: messenger RNA, 863 nt
Organism: Paramecium primaurelia
Lineage: Eukaryota; Ciliophora; Oligohymenophorea; Peniculida; Parameciidae
Source: the annotation of a GenBank genome assembly
AUGUUUAAAAGUGAAUUUUAGUGCAAUUUGAAAGACUAUCCUUAACAGAACUACUCAGAAUUCAUCAAAGGAAUCAUUGAUUCUGAUUAAACCUUAGAAAAUAUUUUUAAUGGUGAUUAAGGAUAAUUUGAAGAAUUUAAGAUUUAUUUGAAAAGCAAGAUUUUCAAUGAUCCAAAUGAAAUACAAUAGCAUCUUACCAAUAUAUAUAAUUAAUGGAACACUUAAUCUAAAGUUGUAAUUAAAAGGAUAGAAAUUUUCAGACUUAUAAUGCUAAUGUACUUAGGAUUAUUAGAGAGGAAUUUCUCUCAAGGCGGAUUUUAUAUUAUUGAUAUGAGUUCAAUAAAAUAUACGAAUAAUUACAUUUCUAAAUAGAAAUUGAAAUGUUUUUAGAACUAUAUCAAGACAUUUUACUUAAAUUCUGAUGCCAUUUAAAAUGAUCAAUUAAUAUUUACUAAAAAUACUGUUAACAAAGAAGAGUUCAAAAAGAAGUUUGAAUAAUCAAUUUAUUAGAACAUUGAUUUUGAAUUCACUUAAUUGAAAAAUGAAGAUCACCAAAAUUCUACUGUUGUAGACUUUGCUGAUUAAAAUAUAGGAGGACUAGUUCUUGAUACUAGAAAUUGUGCAUAAGAAGAAGUAAAAUUAAAUAUUAAACCAAGAUUGUUAUGCUAAUAUUCCCUGAAGCAACAGUAUCUAAGAUUUUUAUUUCAUAAAAGAAUGAGACUGAAGCAGUAUUAAUUGAAAAUUUGAAAAAAUACAGUAAUUAUACUGGAUAUGAACAAUCAUUUAAUUGCUAACCUUCUAUGACUCUUUAGGGAAAUUAUAAUAUGCUAGUAUAUUCUACACAAUAUUAUUUCGGCUAUUGA